AUGUGGACGUGCACAGACGGCUAUGCGCAAAAUGCAGCAUAUGCAAGGAAUGUCUACCAGAGCAACGACAUGUGCUGCGACGAGACCUGUGUGCACGUGGAUUGCGACAAGGGAUACAAGAACAGGGGGUCCUCGGUGCAUGCCACAUCGCGAGAUGCGUGCUGUGAGGUGACCUGCGAGCUGUUCAGCUGCCCUGGAAACUGGAGCCAAAAGCCAGGACCUGUCAGGGUUGGCAACGAUUUGGAGACGUGUUGCGCACCUCAUUGCGCUCUAUUCGACUGUGAAGCACUUGGCUGGGAAGCUGAUCCGGGGGCUUCUGGUCGCAUCGGCGGCAGCAAGACGGAGUGCUGCAAGAAGACAUGCUCAUCGUGGUCGUGCCCGACUGGAUACGCAGUUCCUAAGAGCAUGCGACACUUGGAUUCGCCCAGUGAUUCAAAAUGCUGUCGGCAGACGUAUUGCUCCGCAUUCAAAUGUGACGCGGGUUGGAAUCGCAAUGAAUCUGCCAAAGAUCAAGUCGGCCAUUCGAACGAAGAGUGCUGCAUCGCUACCUGUGCUGUUUACACAUGCGAUGCCUCUGCUGGCUGGGCAAAUUCGCCCGCAAAGAAAAACGUCGUUGGGGAUAGCCCCUUACUCUGCUGUGAACCGGCUUGCAGCAAUCACACCUGCAGCAAGAAGUGGGUGCCGAACAAGCUUGUUUGGGACAAGCCUGGCCAAACGGAUGAUGUUUGCUGCAUGAAGUCUUGCGAGCUUCAUGAUUGCAAUGCAUCCCUCGGGUGGAAGACAAAUGGCCAAGCAGCGUCACAGCCUGCAGACAGCGAUGCGACGUGCUGCCUGCCAACUUGCAGAAGAUACUCUUGCAGUCAUGGAUGGGUCGCGAACCCAAAAGCUUCUGACAAGGAGGGUGGCAGCGAUGAAGAGUGUUGUUUGAAGACCUGUCGGGCGUACUCCUGCGAUGCUUCACUGGGAUGGCUGCAGGAUCCAGUGUCGCUGGACAAGGUGGGUGAGGAUGUGUCGACUUGCUGUAAGCCAGCGUGCAGUCAGCACAAAUGCAGCUCAGGCUGGGUGGCGAACGCGGCCAAGAGAAACACUGCCGGCGACACUGACGAAGAAUGCUGCUUGAAGUCAUGCCUUUUGCACUCCUGCAGCGGUAACGAUGCGAUCCUGGUCAAGAAGCUGGGCAUUGACGAUGCCCCCGGCGAGACGGACAAAGCUUGCUGCGAGCCGGCAGACUGCCAGGAAUGGCCACGCAAACUCGCGCAAGCAGAGAAAGGAUGUGAAAAGGUUCCCAUCACACAGGAGUGUAAUGGAAUGUACGAGAAGUCCAAGCCGGCAGAUGACGGAUCCACGACGUUUUCUCGCUGUGGCUAUCAAUACGUCGGAGGCCAGGUGUUUCGUUGCGGUUCCCUGGAUGCCUCCAAGUUGGUUUGUGGCCGUUAA
This is a messenger RNA of Symbiodinium necroappetens, 1437 nucleotides long. The record is from the annotation of a GenBank genome assembly. Lineage: Eukaryota; Dinophyceae; Suessiales; Symbiodiniaceae.